Choloepus didactylus (southern two-toed sloth) is the source of this 8727-nucleotide messenger RNA. RefSeq names its product filamin C (gene FLNC). The transcript is spliced from 48 exons. Gene Ontology annotation, molecular function: actin filament binding. Lineage: Eukaryota; Metazoa; Chordata; Mammalia; Pilosa; Megalonychidae. The record is from RefSeq and is a predicted model, not a curated record. Gene Ontology annotation, biological process: actin cytoskeleton organization. Bases 273 to 8453 code for a protein of 2726 amino acids.
AAACCCCCCGCCCCGGCCCGGCCCGCACUUCCCGAGCACCGCUCCGCCCCGGAGGGAGAGGGAGAGAGAGAGAGAAAGGCCGAGGAGCCGAGGAGGCCCGCCGAGCCCGGCCAGCCAGGGGCGCGAGAGAAGUUGGAAAGCAGCGCAGCGCAGAGCUGCGAGUCCCGCGGUCGCUCCCCGACAGCGCUCCGCAGCGCCCCCAGCCCGCCCCGACCGCGACCCCGACCCCGACCCGGCCCGGCCGCGCAGCCCCUGCCCCAGCCCGCGCCAGCAUGAUGAACAACAGCGGCUACACGGAGGCCGCGGGCCUCGGCCUGGGCGACGAGGCGGACGAGAUGCCGUCCACGGAGAAGGACCUGGCGGAGGACGCGCCGUGGAAGAAGAUCCAGCAGAACACGUUCACGCGCUGGUGCAACGAGCACCUCAAGUGCGUGGGCAAGCGCCUGACGGACCUGCAGCGCGACCUCAGCGACGGGCUGCGCCUCAUCGCGCUGCUCGAGGUGCUCAGCCAGAAGCGCAUGUACCGCAAGUUCCACCCGCGCCCCAACUUCCGCCAGAUGAAGCUGGAGAACGUGUCCGUGGCCCUCGAGUUCCUGGAGCGGGAGCACAUCAAGCUCGUGUCCAUCGACAGCAAGGCCAUCGUGGAUGGGAACCUGAAGCUGAUCCUGGGCCUGAUCUGGACGCUGAUCCUGCACUACUCCAUCUCGAUGCCCAUGUGGGAGGAUGAGGAGGAUGAAGAUGCCCGCAAACAGACGCCCAAGCAACGUCUGCUUGGCUGGAUCCAGAACAAGGUGCCCCAGCUGCCCAUCACCAACUUCAACCGUGACUGGCAGGAUGGCAAAGCACUGGGCGCCCUGGUGGACAACUGUGCCCCUGGCCUCUGCCCCGACUGGGAGGCCUGGGACCCCAACCAGCCCGUGGAGAACGCCCGGGAGGCCAUGCAACAGGCGGAUGACUGGCUCGGGGUACCCCAGGUCAUUGCCCCCGAAGAGAUCGUGGACCCCAAUGUGGAUGAGCAUUCUGUCAUGACUUACCUGUCCCAGUUCCCCAAGGCCAAGCUCAAACCUGGAGCCCCUGUUCGAUCCAAGCAGCUGAAUCCCAAGAAGGCCUUUGCCUACGGGCCUGGCAUCGAGCCCCAGGGCAACACCGUGCUGCAGCCUGCCCACUUCACCGUGCAGACAGUGGAUGCUGGCAUAGGUGAGGUGCUGGUCUACAUCGAGGAUCCGGAGGGCCACACCGAGGAGGCCAAGGUGGUUCCCAACAAUGACAAGGACCGCACCUAUGCUGUCUCCUACGUGCCCAAGGUCGCUGGUUUGCACAAGGUGACCGUGCUCUUUGCUGGCCAGAACAUCGAUCGCAGCCCCUUUGAGGUGAACGUGGGCAUGGCCCUAGGGGAUGCCAACAAGGUGUCAGCCCGUGGCCCUGGCCUGGAGCCUGUGGGCAACGUGGCCAACAAGCCCACCUACUUUGACAUCUACACUGCAGGGGCCGGCACUGGUGAUGUUGCUGUGGUGAUCGUGGACCCGCAGGGCCGGCGGGACACAGUGGAAGUGGCCCUGGAGGACAAGGGCGACAACACGUUCCGCUGCACAUACAGGCCUGUGAUGGAGGGGCCACACACGGUGCACGUGGCCUUCGCUGGUGCCCCCAUCACCCGCAGUCCUUUCCCUGUCCAUGUGGCGGAAGCCUGUAACCCCAACGCCUGCCGCGCCUCUGGGCGGGGCCUACAGCCCAAGGGCGUGCGCGUGAAAGAGGUGGCCGACUUCAAGGUGUUCACCAAAGGCGCAGGCAGCGGGGAGCUCAAGGUCACAGUCAAGGGGCCAAAGGGCACAGAGGAGCUGGUAAAGGUGCGGGAAGCCGGAGACGGAGUGUUCGAGUGUGAGUACUACCCUGUGAUUCCUGGGAAGUAUGUGGUGACCAUCACAUGGGGUGGCUACGCCAUCCCCCGCAGCCCCUUUGAGGUACAGGUGAGCCCAGAGGCAGGAACGCAGAAGGUACGGGCCUGGGGUCCCGGUUUGGAGACUGGCCAGGUGGGCAAGUCAGCCGACUUUGUGGUGGAGGCCAUUGGCACGGAGGUGGGGACACUGGGCUUCUCCAUCGAGGGGCCCUCACAGGCCAAGAUCGAGUGUGAUGACAAGGGGGACGGUUCCUGCGAUGUGCGGUACUGGCCCACGGAGCCCGGGGAGUAUGCCGUGCACGUCAUCUGUGACGACGAGGACAUCCGUGACUCACCCUUCAUUGCCCACAUCCAGCCGGCCCCACCAGACUGCUUCCCGGACAAGGUGAAGGCCUUUGGGCCUGGUCUGGAGCCUACCGGCUGCAUCGUCGACAAGCCUGCCGAGUUCACCAUUGAUGCCCGCGCAGCUGGCAAGGGAGACCUGAAGCUCUAUGCCCAGGAUGCAGACGGCUGCCCCAUCGACAUCAAGGUGAUCCCCAAUGGUGACGGCACCUUCCGCUGCUCCUACGUGCCCACCAAGCCCAUCAAGCACACCAUCAUCAUCUCCUGGGGAGGCGUCAACGUGCCCAAGAGUCCCUUCCGGGUCAGCGUGGGAGAGGGCAGUCAUCCGGAGCGGGUGAAGGUGUACGGCCCCGGCGUGGAGAAGACGGGCCUCAAGGCCAACGAGCCCACCUACUUCACGGUGGACUGCAGCGAGGCGGGCCAAGGGGAUGUGAGCAUUGGCAUCAAGUGUGCCCCUGGCGUGGUGGGCCCUGCGGAGGCUGACAUCGACUUUGACAUCAUCAAGAAUGACAAUGACACCUUCACAGUCAAGUACACACCCCCAGGGGCCGGCCGCUACACCAUCAUGGUGCUGUUUGCCAACCAGGAGAUCCCUGCCAGCCCCUUCCACAUCAAGGUGGACCCGUCGCACGAUGCCAGCAAGGUCAAGGCUGAGGGCCCCGGGCUAAACCGCACAGGUGUGGAAGUUGGGAAGCCCACGCACUUCACGGUGCUGACCAAGGGUGCUGGCAAGGCCAAGCUGGACGUGCACUUUGCCGGGGCAGCCAAGGGUGAGGCUGUGCGGGACUUUGAAAUCAUCGACAACCACGACUACUCCUACACUGUCAAGUACACGGCCGUCCAGCAGGGCAAUAUGGCAGUGACAGUGACCUAUGGCGGAGACCCUGUCCCCAAGAGCCCCUUUGUGGUGAAUGUGGCCCCCCCACUGGAUCUCAGCAAAGUCAAAGUUCAAGGCCUCAACAGCAAGGUGGCUGUGGGGCAAGAACAGGCCUUCUCUGUGAACACGCGAGGGGCUGGCGGUCAGGGCCAGCUGGAUGUGCGGAUGACCUCCCCCUCCCGACGACCCAUUCCCUGCAAGCUGGAGCCCGGGGGUGGAGCCGACACCCAGGCUGUGCGCUACAUGCCUCCCGAGGAGGGGCCCUACAAGGUGGACAUCACCUACGAUGGCCACCCGGUGCCUGGCAGCCCCUUUGCCGUGGAAGGUGUCCUACCCCCUGAUCCCUCCAAGGUUUGUGCUUACGGCCCUGGUCUCAAGGGCGGCCUGGUCGGCACCCCAGCGCCAUUCUCCAUCGACACCAAGGGGGCCGGCACGGGAGGCCUGGGGCUGACCGUGGAGGGACCCUGCGAGGCCAAGAUCGAGUGCCAGGACAACGGCGAUGGCUCCUGUGCUGUCAGCUACCUGCCCACGGAGCCAGGCGACUACACCAUCAACAUCCUCUUUGCCGAGGCCCACAUCCCCGGCUCGCCCUUCAAGGCCACCAUCCGGCCCGUGUUUGACCCGAGCAAGGUGCGGGCCAGUGGGCCAGGCCUGGAGCGUGGCAAGGUCGGCGAGGCGGCCACCUUCACUGUGGACUGCUCGGAGGCGGGCGACGCGGAGCUGACCAUCGAGAUCCUGUCCGACGCCGGUGUGAAGGCCGAGGUGCUGAUCCACAACAACGCCGAUGGCACCUACCACAUCACCUACAGCCCAGCCUUCCCCGGCACCUACACUAUCACCAUCAAGUAUGGCGGGCACCCCGUACCCAAAUUCCCCACCCGCGUGCAUGUACAGCCCGCUGUCGACACCAGCGGCAUCAAGGUCUCGGGGCCGGGCGUGGAACCGCACGGUGUCCUGCGCGAGGUGACCACUGAGUUCACUGUGGACGCAAGGUCCCUAACAGCUACGGGUGGGAACCACGUGACAGCGCGCGUGCUCAACCCCUCGGGCGCAAAGACGGAUACCUAUGUGACAGACAACGGGGAUGGCACUUACCGAGUGCAGUACACCGCCUAUGAAGAGGGUGUGCAUUUGGUGGAGGUGCUGUAUGAUGAGGUGGCUGUGCCCAAGAGCCCCUUCCGAGUGGGUGUGACAGAGGGCUGUGACCCCACGCGUGUCCGAGCCUUCGGGCCAGGCCUGGAGGGAGGCCUGGUCAACAAGGCCAACCGCUUCACUGUGGAGACCAGGGGUGCCGGCACUGGGGGCCUGGGCCUAGCCAUUGAGGGCCCCUCUGAAGCCAAGAUGUCCUGCAAGGACAACAAAGACGGUAGCUGCACCGUGGAGUACAUCCCCUUUACCCCCGGAGACUACGACGUAAACAUCACCUUUGGGGGCCGGCCCAUCCCAGGAAGCCCAUUCCGGGUGCCGGUCAAGGAUGUGGUGGACCCUGGGAAAGUGAAGUGCUUGGGGCCAGGGCUGGGGGCUGGCGUCAGGGCCCGGGUGCCCCAGACCUUCACGGUGGACUGCAGCCAAGCUGGCCGUGCCCCCCUGCAGGUGGCCGUGCUGGGUCCCACAGGUGUGGCCGAGCCUGUGGAGGUGCGUGACAAAGGAGAUGGCACCCACACUGUCCACUACACCCCAGCCACUGAUGGGCCCUACACGGUGGCCGUGAAGUAUGCCGACCAGGAGGUGCCACGCAGCCCCUUCAAGAUCAAGGUGCUUCCAGCCCACGAUGCCAGCAAGGUGCGGGCCAGCGGCCCCGGCCUCAAUGCCUCCGGCAUCCCCGCCAGCCUGCCCGUGGAGUUCACCAUCGACGCUCGGGAUGCUGGUGAGGGGUUGCUCACCGUCCAGAUCCUGGACCCCGAGGGGAAGCCCAAGAAGGCCAACAUCCGAGACAACGGGGACGGCACCUACACCGUGUCCUACGUGCCGGACAUGAGCGGCCGGUACACCAUCACCAUCAAGUACGGCGGCGACGAGAUCCCCUACUCUCCCUUCCGCAUCCAUGCCUUGCCCACGGGGGACGCCAGCAAGUGCCUCGUCACAGUGUCCAUUGGAGGCCAUGGCCUGGGUGCCUGCCUGGGGCCCCGCAUUCAGAUUGGGGAGGAGACGGUGAUCACAGUGGAUGCCAAGGCAGCAGGCAAGGGGAAGGUGACAUGCACAGUGUCUACACCGGACGGGGCGGAGCUCGAUGUGGACGUGGUUGAGAACCACGAUGGCACCUUUGACAUCUACUACACUGCGCCCGAACCGGGCAAGUAUGUCAUCACCAUCCGCUUUGGGGGCGAGCACAUCCCCAACAGCCCCUUCCACGUGCUGGCGUGUGACCCCAUGCCCCAUGUGGAGGAGCCCUCUGAUGUGCUGCAGCUGCACCAGCCCUACACAGCUCACUGGCCUGGCACCUACCCCACACACUGGGCCACAGAGGAGCCGGUGGUGCCUGCAGAGCCAAUGGAGUCCAUGCUGAGACCCUUCAACCUGGUCAUCCCCUUCACCGUGCAGAAAGGGGAGCUCACAGGGGAGGUGCGGAUGCCCUCUGGGAAGACGGCACGGCCCAACAUCACUGACAACAAGGACGGCACCAUCACAGUGAGAUACGCGCCCACAGAGAAAGGUCUGCACCAGAUGGGUAUCAAGUACGACGGCAACCACAUCCCCGGGAGCCCCCUGCAGUUCUAUGUGGACGCCAUCAACAGCCGCCACGUGAGUGCCUACGGGCCAGGCCUGAGCCACGGCAUGGUCAACAAGCCGGCUACCUUCACCAUUGUUACCAAGGAUGCUGGGGAAGGGGGUCUGUCCCUGGCUGUGGAGGGCCCGUCCAAGGCGGAGAUCACCUGCAAGGACAACAAGGAUGGCACCUGCACCGUGUCUUACCUGCCCACAGCACCUGGGGACUAUAGCAUCAUCGUGCGCUUUGAUGACAAGCACAUCCCGGGGAGCCCCUUCACAGCCAAGAUCACAGGUGAUGACUCGAUGAGGACGUCGCAGCUAAACGUAGGCACCUCCACGGACGUGUCCCUGAAGAUCACGGAGAGCGACCUGAGCCUGCUGACCGCCAGCAUCCGCGCCCCAUCGGGCAACGAGGAGCCCUGCCUGCUCAAGCGCCUGCCCAACCGGCACAUCGGGAUCUCCUUCACCCCCAAGGAGGUGGGGGAGCACGUGGUGAGCGUGCGCAAGAGUGGCAAGCACGUCACCAACAGCCCCUUCAAGAUCCUCGUGGGGCCAUCUGAGAUCGGGGAUGCUAGCAAGGUGCGGGUCUGGGGCAAAGGCCUGUCUGAGGGACAGACCUUCCAGAUAGCAGAGUUCAUCGUGGACACUCGUAAUGCAGGCUAUGGGGGCUUGGGGCUGAGUAUCGAAGGCCCUAGCAAGGUGGACAUCAACUGCGAGGACAUGGAGGAUGGCACGUGCAAAGUCACCUACUGCCCCACCGAGCCCGGCACCUACAUCAUCAACAUCAAGUUUGCGGACAAGCACGUGCCUGGAAGCCCUUUCACCGUGAAGGUAACUGGCGAGGGCCGCAUGAAGGAAAGCAUCACACGGCGCAGGCAGGCGCCCUCCAUCGCCACCAUCGGCAGCACCUGCGACCUCAACCUCAAGAUCCCAGGGAACUGGUUCCAGAUGGUGUCUGCUCAGGAGCGCCUGACACGCACCUUCACACGCAGCAGCCACACGUACACACGCACAGAGCGCACGGAGAUCAGCAAGACGCGGGGUGGGGAGACCAAGCGGGAAGUGCGGGUGGAGGAGUCCACUCAGGUGGGCGGAGACCCCUUCCCCGCAGUCUUCGGGGACUUCCUGGGCCGAGAACGCAUGGGCUCCUUCGGCAGCAUCACCCGGCAACAGGAGGGUGAGGCCAGCUCUCAGGACAUGACCGCGCAGGUGACCAGCCCAUCGGGCAAGAUGGAAGCCGCAGAGAUCGUGGAAGGGGAAGACAGUGCAUACAGCGUGCGCUUUGUGCCUCAGGAGAUGGGGCCCCACACGGUCACUGUCAAGUACCGUGGCCAGCACGUACCUGGCAGCCCCUUUCAGUUCACCGUGGGGCCCCUGGGUGAAGGUGGUGCCCACAAGGUGCGGGCUGGAGGCACCGGGCUGGAGCGUGGCGUGGCUGGUGUGCCAGCCGAGUUCAGCAUCUGGACUCGAGAAGCAGGUGCCGGGGGUCUGUCCAUUGCUGUGGAGGGUCCCAGCAAGGCGGAGAUUGCAUUUGAAGACCGCAAAGACGGCUCCUGCGGCGUCUCCUAUGUGGUCCAGGAACCAGGUGACUACGAGGUCUCCAUCAAGUUCAAUGAUGAACACAUCCCAGACAGUCCCUUUGUGGUGCCUGUGGCCUCCCUCUCAGAUGAUGCUCGCCGUCUCACGGUCACCAGCCUCCAGGAGACGGGGCUCAAAGUGAACCAGCCGGCAUCCUUUGCGGUGCAGCUCAAUGGGGCGCGGGGCGUGAUCGAUGCUAGGGUGCACACCCCGUCCGGCGCAGUGGAGGAGUGCUACGUCUCCGAGCUGGACAGUGACAAGCAUACCAUCCGCUUCAUCCCUCAUGAGAAUGGCGUCCACUCUAUCGAUGUCAAGUUCAAUGGUGCCCACAUUCCUGGUAGUCCCUUCAAGAUCCGUGUUGGAGAGCAGAGCCAGGCUGGGGACCCAGGCCUAGUGUCAGCUUAUGGCCCUGGGCUCGAGGGAGGCACCACUGGCGUGUCGUCUGAGUUCAUUGUGAACACCCUGAAUGCGGGCUCAGGAGCCUUGUCUGUCACCAUCGACGGCCCCUCCAAGGUGCAGCUGGACUGUCGGGAAUGUCCUGAGGGCCACGUGGUCACUUAUACUCCCAUGGCCCCUGGCAACUACCUCAUUGCCAUCAAGUACGGUGGCCCCCAGCACAUCGUGGGCAGUCCCUUCAAGGCCAAGGUCACAGGUCCCCGGCUGUCUGGAGGCCACAGCCUUCACGAAACAUCCACAGUUCUGGUGGAGACGGUGACCAAGUCGUCCUCAAGCCGGGGCUCCAGCUACAGUUCCAUCCCCAAGUUCUCCUCAGACGCCAGCAAGGUGGUGACACGGGGCCCCGGGCUGUCCCAGGCCUUCGUGGGCCAGAAGAACUCCUUCACUGUGGACUGCAGCAAAGCAGGCACCAACAUGAUGAUGGUGGGCGUGCACGGGCCCAAGACCCCCUGUGAGGAGGUGUAUGUGAAGCACAUGGGCAAUCGGGUGUACAACGUCACCUACACCGUCAAGGAGAAAGGGGACUACAUCCUCAUUGUCAAGUGGGGCGAUGAAAGUGUGCCUGGAAGCCCCUUCAAAGUCAAUGUGCCCUGAACCCCAAAAGUACCUCCCCCAGCCACAGCCCCCACCUCCAGCCAGACACACACACUCACAUACACAAAUGUGCUACACCCAGCUGCACACGCACAGAAUCGCACACUACACACUCCUGCCUGGGGUGUGAAAAGAAUGGCAGAGCCUCCCCAGCCCACUGUGCCCUUGGGGUUGGAGGGUCUUGUCUGUCUCAGGGCAGUGUCCCUCCCCUAGAAUGUGACAUGAGGGCCACUGGGGCCAGGCUCAGGGGCAGAGGCUGUGACUUAAGGGGUUG